GAGCGGAUGGUAUAAAGCAGGGAGCUGACGGGGGCUGGGCCUCAGUGCCUGGACCUGCACCAUCAUGGAAGCUGCUCUUUGGGUGUGCCUUAGUCUGCUCUGUCUGCAGGGCAGUUUUCUCCAGCUCACACAUGGUGCAGACUGCACUGGGACAUCACAGGUGCAAGACUGUGUCAAUGGGCAGACCACCGGAGGAAAGAAUGACGGGCUUCUGCGGCUGAUUCCAUCUGCUCCAAGAGAGACCCAUACCCAGACAAAGCCACAGAGAGGACGACUUGGGGCACACUCUGUACUUGGUAAGUGGAAAGAUGACAACAUACCGGCGGCCGUGCCGUUGGACAGACAAAAGAAAGAGUUGGGGAAGCACUCCAGCCUUCCUGGGUCCUUCUCGACUAAGGGCUUCCCCAACACACUCAUCCAAGUUCAGACAGAGCGGGCCAGGAGACACUUGGGCCAGUCUGGGACCAAGAAGAAGAACAAGCCUAAAUCCAGAGUGGGAUCUUUUUCUCUGCUCAGCAACAACAAACCCAGCUCCGCCAUACAGGUAACCAGAGUACGGAGGAGUACGGAGAAGGAGAAGAAGAAAGGGAAGCCAAGAGGACGACCAGGAGCGUACUCUGCUAUGGACGUCCCAGACAAACCUGAACCCUUGGGACAAAGGCGCAAGAGGAGCCCACAGAAGAAGAAACAGACCAAGAGAAUUGUUUGUUCAUAAACAUUUCAUUAAACAAGGGACUUUGCGGAAAGCCCUACUGCUUCAAUAGUUCAUAAACUGUACUUUAUAUCUUCUUCUCUUUGUAAACAUAUUGGUUUUACGUCAUUUCUUCAAUUUAACAAUAAUGUAAUAUAUAUAAGGAAACACAUCCCUGAGGACAAGUAUACAUACAAUACUUUUGAGAACCCCUUAAAUAUUCUCUUUUAUUAUAGAUUUUGUUGUUGUUGGUCGAUGGUGAUUCUUUGGCAACUGUGCAUAUUAUCAGGUUUAAAUAAAGUAAACAUGUAUGAGAAUACUUCAUGAGAACUUUCCGCAACAUAAGGCUACAGAGGGCUGCCGUUUCUAGCCAGCACUGUUUAUUUUCUGUUUAGUCUAUGACAGAGUCGGACUCCACCUUGACAAAUGGACUAGAACAUUUCACUGCUCCAGCUCUCCCUCUCUGUUGCCAAGUACAACACCUUCAAUUCCCACACAACAGGACCUGGGUAACUUCCAGAAGUUAAUUCAGAAAUUGUGGAUUAGGGGGGGAAAUGUCACUGAGCCCCAAUUACAGAUGGCUGAGCUAAAGGCAGUGCCUGUAUCCCAAAUGGCAUCAUAUCCCCUACAUAGUGCACUACUUUUC
Molecule: messenger RNA, 1337 nt
Organism: Salvelinus namaycush (lake trout)
Lineage: Eukaryota; Metazoa; Chordata; Actinopteri; Salmoniformes; Salmonidae
Exons: 7
Coding region: 65-715 (216 amino acids)
Source: RefSeq, a predicted model, not a curated record